Penicillium odoratum is the source of this 612-nucleotide messenger RNA. Its product is annotated as cupin domain-containing protein. The transcript has a single exon. The coding region runs from base 1 to 612 and encodes 203 amino acids. Lineage: Eukaryota; Fungi; Ascomycota; Eurotiomycetes; Eurotiales; Aspergillaceae. The record is from RefSeq and is a predicted model, not a curated record.
AUGUCAGCCGGACAGAGAAAACCCGAGCCCCUUCGUCGGAUUAUAACAACCCAUGAUUCUUCAAACGGCCGAGCUAUCUUUAGCGACGUGGUCGGGGAGCAGGUCUCGUUUACCGGAUUCCCGGUUCCCCCAGGCAAGCCCACAACCUCAGACUAUGCCCUAGCCUAUAACACAAGCACAUUUCCUGUGCAAGGGCUUUCUCCUCCAACUUCUGCAACUGCAGAGUCCAAAGCAAAUCUCGACAUAAAACAGUAUCGCUCCCAGCUCUCAGAUCCCACGCCUUUGAAUCCGGAAAACGGCACCUCCUGCACGAUUAUUGAGGUACCUCCAGGUGCAGCAGUUCCGAUGCACCGAACAGCGACCCUCGAUUAUGGUGUGGUAAUGAGUGGCACUACAGAAUUAGUUCUUGAUUCCGGUGAGAAAAAAGUGCUGAAACAGGGUGAUGUAUUUGUUCAACGAGGCACGGCUCAUUCUUGGCUGAAUACGACUGGAAGUAAAGAUAACUCUGGUGUUUUACGUAUCUUUUUCGUGUUUCAACCUAUCGAACCGGUACGACUGGAUGGCGGAAAGGUCAUCGGUCAGGACUUGACCCUAUCUCUGAAGGAGGCUUAA